Rotaria sordida is the source of this 1287-nucleotide messenger RNA. Lineage: Eukaryota; Metazoa; Rotifera; Eurotatoria; Philodinida; Philodinidae. The record is from the annotation of a GenBank genome assembly.
AUGGAAAUGUUUCGUGUAGCUAUUGCUCUUGCUAAUCACUACAAAAUCUAUGUGAAUGGUCAUCCCAUCAAUUACACUAUUAUUCAGACAAAUACCAAUACCAAUGGCUUUACAGAACUCGAAGUUGUCUGCCGAUCAAUUACUAAUCAAACAGAAUCUGAUGUUAUAGGUAUCGUCGGACCUGCAAGUUCAAUUAAUGCACGUUAUCUUGCUCCAUUUGCUGCACGUCUAGGUUUACCACUUGUUUCUUAUGCUGCAACAAAUGCUGAUCUUGAUGAUACAUUUAUUUAUCCAACAUUCUAUCGUACUAUACCAUCGGAUAAUCUUCUUGCUGAAGCUAUUGUAAAAUUAUUCAAAUAUUUUUCAUGGACAACUUGUACAAUAAUUAUUGGUAAAGAUGAUUAUGGUUAUGGUGGAUUGAAAACAUUAUCAGAACUUUAUUAUUUAAAUUUAUCAAUUCAAGAACGAUUAAUAUUUGAUCCGUGGCAUGAUAAAUUUAAUGUUGAUUUAAAACAAACAUUAGAAAAAAGUCGAUCUCGUAUUGUAUUAGUUUGGGCUAAUCAAAGUUCAACUACAAGAAUUACUCAACAUGCACUUGAUGCAGAACUUCUUGGCAAAAGCUAUGUAUGGAUAAUGACAAAUAAGCACUAUUUUCAGAUUGAUAUCAAUACAUUCAAACAAGAUGAUUGGUUGAAGUUAAGAGGUGUUUUUGCUGUCGUACCUGUUAUAGGUAAUAGUAGUCCCUUUGGUGUUAAUGAAACAUUACAAAAAGAAGUUUUCAAUAUAUGGCAUAAUUUGUCAAAUGAUAAAACCAAUGUUCCAGAAUGUUUAUCCGAUGUUAGUCCAUUUGCCAUGUAUACAUUUGAUGCUGUUUGGGCUUUGAUUCAAGCAUUAAAUAAAUCAUCGCUUGACAACAAAUCACCAUCAAUGAAUAAAUCAUCUACAUGCUUUGAUAGUUUAUUGAUAAAUCAUACCGAGUAUCUUAUGUAUUUGCAAAAUACUAGUUUUUUCGGUGUGUCAGGAAAUAUUCAUUUUCAUAAAAAUCAUUCAUAUGACCGUACUCAUGGUGCCAUGUAUGGUCUCUACAAUAUACAAGGUAUAAAGCAAAACUCUAGUAGAGGAAAACGAUUACCAAGUUAUAAACAAAUAAUGACAUGGUAUGAAAUAAAACAUAAUUGGACGAAUUCCACUGACCAAGGCAAUAGUAACAUCAUUUGGCCCAACAAUGGAUUAGACACAGUGCCUACUGAUUAUCCACAACUUCGAGGUCAGGAAAAAGUUUAUUGA